Messenger RNA from Drosophila takahashii, 1846 nucleotides. It is a transcript of the gene nerfin-1, whose product is annotated as nervous fingers 1. Gene Ontology annotation, cellular component: transcription repressor complex; nucleus. Gene Ontology annotation, molecular function: DNA-binding transcription repressor activity, RNA polymerase II-specific; RNA polymerase II cis-regulatory region sequence-specific DNA binding. Lineage: Eukaryota; Metazoa; Arthropoda; Insecta; Diptera; Drosophilidae. Gene Ontology annotation, biological process: regulation of cell cycle process; neuron differentiation; negative regulation of transcription by RNA polymerase II. The record is from RefSeq and is a predicted model, not a curated record.
UUUCCCGUUUCGCUCAGUUCAAGUUUUAAGUUUAAAAAAAAUCAUUUUAAAAAAAUCCUACAAAAAAUCCUUAAUGCCAUGGCUCAAAUACAAGAACAACUCAGCCAUCCGCACAGCAUUGGCAUCCAGCUGCAGCACAAGGGCAUGCCCCAUGGCCUGGGUCUGCUGACCACGGUGGCCUCGCUGCCCCCCAAAUACCGCAGUCGCUACCUGAACCUGAAAACCAGGUGCGAAAUUCCCCUGGAUCUAACGCUCAAGCUGCCCUCGCCGCUGCCCCACGGCGAUGUGCCCAUGGCGGCCACAUUUGCGGAGGUCUACAGUGAAACUCGGGCUGACGAGGAGGUUCCAGCAGAGGUUUCUCCCCCAAAAGUAGAGGAAAAACCCCCCACGCCGCCACAAAGUCCCUCGGGAAAGCGCAAAUUUCAGGCGGAAAGUGGUGAUGAGGAGGGACAGCCCGAACAACCUGCUAAAAUUCAGAAAAAGGAGGAGGAAAUCAUAGAAGCCACCCCUGCGAAACCCAUUAAGAUCUCAGAUUCUGCGCCCAGAACCAGCAAGGCUUCCACCUCCUCGGGAAAAACUAACCGCCAGAAGGCCACCCGAAAGCUAAAGUUCGAUGAGGAGACCAGUUCCCCAGUUUCGGGAACCAUUAUACGACCUCUAGAGGACAUCACCGAUGGUUCCAUGCAGUACAGCAAUGGCGAUAUAGACCCCAAAUACAAUAUAGUAGAGAUCACCGAGGAAACCAAGGCGGAGUUGGCUGCUAUCAAAAAUGUAAUAGGGGACUAUGUGUGCCGUUUGUGCAAGAUCAAGUUCGAGGAUGCCUUUGGCUUGGCCCGUCAUCGAUGUGCUUGUAUAGUGCUCCUCGAAUACAGGUGUCCUGAGUGCGGCAAGCAGUUCAAUUGUCCUGCCAAUCUGGCCUCCCACAGAAGAUGGCAUAAGCCGAGGAAAGAGGCGGCCAAGAAGGAGAAUCGCAAUACCAUCAAUCACCAGGAGAAGCCAUCAUCGCAGGUGGAGAAGAAAUCUGUGGAGGAGCUGGCCUUCGAUUGCCAGGAGUGCGGAAAGAAGUUCAAGAGGGCUGCCUACCUGAGGAAACACCAACUGACGCAUCAGAAGAAGGAAAAGGUGGAAAAGCAGGUGGAGGUUAAGGCCACCAUCACAGGGAGUUUCCACUUCAAGGAGGGCUCCUCCGUAACCUCAUCCUCUUCACGCAGCAGUUCCCAUUCCGAUGAAGGCGUCUAUGUGGUGGGGGCCACCACCAGGAGCAGCAACUAUGAUUACGACAAUGAUUACCUCUCGGACUCCAGUUCAUCCGCCUCAUCAGCGGGCUAUGGUCGCCUGCAGAUUGUGGAACACGGCCUCACGGAGGAGGAAAGCAUUGCUGCUGCGGCUCUAACAAACCUGAGGAACUGCGCCUCCGUCAUCCAGCACACCACCAUGGCACACUGAAAGAAAAACAAAGAGUGAGAUUUAAGUUUAUAAAAAGUUACAGUUAAUUUUUAAAGUUAAGUUUAGUUUUAUGGUUGGGAGACACCCUCUCUAUGCAGCUGAAACAGACCAAAGAAUUAGUUUUAUUCACAGGGAAAUUUCCGUUUCCUCUUCGUAUCCUAAGUUUAGAUUUAGUUUUAGUUUCGUUCGCAAAAAAUGAGUUCAAUUCUAGUCAGAGUCUCUAAUUUGUAUCCGUACUUCGGCUUACAUUCCAUAUAACUUUUAGUUCUAGUCAGUGAAACCAAAGAAACUUGGCACUCAGUCAGCUUCAAUACGAUCUCGAUAGCUAGUCCUUAGUUUUUAGCUAGUUUAGGAACUUUUGGGAGUGCAAUGAACUUAAUAGGAAAGCCAAAGAAAAUAU